UUACUGCCUCGACCCGGAUGUGGUCUUGUUCGCUGCAUCCAGGCGAGCAGCCUGUGAGCGUAGUGCGCAGCGCGAUCAAAAGAUCCCAGUUUGAUUCCCAACAUAUUUGACCACAUGUUACACUUAUGUAUUCGGCAUUAUUUGUCCACGAUGCAGUUUCACUUUUUACCGGAUUAAAAAUGACGAGAUGGAAGACCAAACGUAGUGCAGUGGUGAUGCUGAUCUAUAUGAACACGGGAUGACGUCAGCAAAUAUGAUUUGCACUGACCUCACUUCCGGCCGUGUGUCGCCAGCGGGGUGAGGUUUGAUUUCCUGUAUCCAAAGGCAUUCUCCUCACCCGAGUGGACCAUGCGCGUCACUUUAUGCCAAGGCGUGUUAACCGGAGCCAUCCUGGUCAACCUCCUGAUCCUCUACUAUGUGUCCCGGGCCCAGCAGCAGAUGAUUGAGAAGAGGAAGGAGCAGGGCAGGGGCACCAGGAAGGCUGCCCUACUGGAGGCGGGCAUGGGGCUCGGAGGUGAGCCCGUGGGUCCCCCGGUUGCAGGACGCAGCCGCGCCCCUCGCGUGACGGUGCUGCUGAGGGAGUUUGAGAACUUCGAGAAUUAUGUUCGAGAUGCGGCGACUUCCUUUUUAAGACAGAGGCCGGAAGUUCCUUUCCUGGUGGUGGCUGACGCGCCGCCGUACCCGCCUCUGGUGCUCCCCGAUGGCGCUCGGCUUCUCGUGCUCUCGCCGAGCCCGGACCAGCCGCCGCAAGCCCACAGGCCCGAGUUCCACGUCCAGACGGAGUUCGUGCUCCUACUUCCGGACGGGGUGGAGCUGGAUCCGCCCCGGGUCAUCGAAAGGCUGAUUAAGGAGCUGGAAGGCGAGGGCGGCGGGCCGGUGAGGCUGGUGGCGUCGCCCGUGCUGACUCGCUCGGCCGUGCAGUGUCUCCACCUGCGGGUGAACCUGCGAGAGUGGACGGCGUCGUACUCGGCAGCGGCGUCGGGAAGCAGCGGGAGCGUGUGCACGGCCUUGCAAGGCGACGCCGCGGUCCUCAUCCGCGCCGAGGAUCUUUUUAACCUCUCCGUGCCGCUCGGGAGGCCGCUCUUCUCCUCGCUCUUCAUCCAGACCGCUCUCCGGGGCUGGAAGGUGAAGCUUCUGGAGGGUCCGUGUUUCUCCUCCAACCGCCGGCCCCUCUUCAGCUCCGCCCACAACCAGUGGAAGGCCGACACCCGCCUGAAGGAGGCCACGGGGAGGAUGAUGAGGAGCUUCGGCGUGAAGCGCGUCCUGCUGCCGGACGGGAAGGAGCAGUGGCACGGCUGCGGCAAAGAGACGCCGCGCUGCUUCGGCACGGUGCAGGACGACACCCCGGAUUACCUCUACCUGGAUCGAUGGACGCCGCCCUGUUGUCUGCGGGCUCUGCGGGAAACCGCCAAGUACGUCAUCAGCAUCCUGGAGAGCUCCGGGGUGCGCUACUGGCUGGAAGGCGGGACCCUGCUGGGGGCCGUGCGCCACCAGGACAUCAUCCCGUGGGACUACGACGUGGACCUGGGCAUCUACCUGGAGGACAUCCCCAACUGUGACCACCUGAAGAACCUGGACUCCGGCUCCCUGGUGGACGCCAACGGCUACGUGUGGGAACGGGCGGUGGAGGGCGACUUCUACCGGGUGCAGUACAGCGAGGCCAACCACCUGCACGUGGACCUGUGGCCCUUCUACCCCCGCGACGGCGUCAUGACCAAGGACACGUGGACCGAGCACAAGCAGGACGUGGAGUUCCCCGAGCACUUCCUGCAGCCGCUCGUCCCCAUGCUGUUCGCCGGCGCCGCCGCCUACGUGCCCAACAACCACCGCGCCUUCUUGGAACUCAAGUUCGGAGAGGGGGUCAUCGAGAACCCCCAGUAUCCUAACCCUGCCAAGAAAGGCCUGGACAGAGCCAAAAUAUGAGAGGGAGACAUUUGUUGACAUGAAACUGUUAAAACUCAGUAGAAGCAUUUAAGUCUCACCUUAAAACUCAUCUGUAUACUCUAGCCUUUAAAUAGACCUCCUUUUUAGACCAGUUGAUCUGCCGCUUCUUUUCUUUCUCCUAUGUCCCCCCCUCCCUUGUGGAGGGGGUCCGGUCCGAUGACCAUGGAUGAAGUACUGGCUGUCCAGAGUCGAGACCCAGGAUGGACCGUUCGUCGGGACCCAGGAUGGACCGCUCGCCUGUAUCGGUUGGGGACAUCUCUACGCUGCUGAUACGCCUCCGCUUGAGAUGGUUUCCUGUGGACGGGACUCUCGCUGCUGUCUUGGAUCCGCUUGAACUGAACUCUCGCGGCUGUGUUGGAGCCACUAUGGAUUGAACUUUCACAGUAUCAUGUUAGACCCGCUCGACAUCCAUUGCUUUCGGUCCCCUAGAGGGGGGGGGGGUUGCCCACAUCUGAGGUCCUCUCCAAAGUUUCUCAUAGUCAGCAUUGUCACCGGCGUCCCACUGGAUGUGAAUUCUCCCUGCCCACUGGGUGUGAGUUUUCCUUGCCCUUUUGUGGGUUCUUCCGAGGAUGUUGUAGUCGUAAUGAUUUGUGCAGUCCUUUGAGACAUUUGUGAUUUGGGGCUAUAUAAAUAAACAUUGAUUGAUUGAUUGAUAAAAAAGGACACAUCUUAAAGGCCUACUGAAAUGAGAUUUUCUUAUAGCAGGUCUUUUCUAUGUGUCAUACUUGCAUAUAUUUGCAGAAAGGAUUUACUAGAGAACAUCCACGAUAAAGUUUGCAACUUUUGGUCGCUAAUAAAAAAGCCUUGCCUGUACCAGAAGUAGCAGACGAUGUGCGCGUGACGUCACGGGUUGUGGAGCUCCUCACAUCUGAACAUUGUUUACAAUCAUGGCCACCAGCAGCUAGAGCAAUUGGGACCGAGAAAGCGACGAUUUCCCCAUUAAUUUGAGCGAGGAUGAAAGAUUUGUGGAUGAGGAAAGUGAAUGUGAAAGUCUAGAAAAAAAAAAAAAGGCCAGGCCGUGGGAGUGAUUCAGAUGUUAUUAGACACAUUUACUAGGAUAAUUCUGGAAAAUCCCUUAUCGUGUUACUAGUGUUGUAGUGAGCUUAUACUCACAUCUGAACAUUGUUUACAAUCAUGGCCACCAGCAGCUAGAGCGAUUCGGACCGAGAAAGCGACGAUUUCCCCAUUAAUUUGAGCGAGGAUGAAAGAUUUGUGGAUGAGGAAAGUGAAAGUGAAGGUCUAGAAGAAAAAAAAAAAAAGGCCGGGCCGUGGGAGUGAUUCAGAUGUUAUUAGACACAUUUACUAGGAUAAUUCUGGAAAAUCCCAUAUCGUGUUACUAGUGUUGUAGUGAGAUUAUACUCACAUCUGAACAUUGUUUACAAUCAUGGCCACCGGCAGCUAGAGCGAUUUGGACCGAGAAAGCGACGAUUUCCCCAUUAAUUUGAGCGAGGAUGAAAGAUUUGUGGAUGAGGAAAGUGAAUGUGAAGGUCUAGAAAAAAAAAAAAAAGGCCGGGCCGUGGGAGUGAUUCAGAUGUUAUUAGACACAUUUACUAGGAUAAUUCUGGAAAAUCCCUUAUCGUGUUACUAGUGUUGUAGUGAGAUUAUACUCACAUCUGAACAUUGUUUACAAUCAUGGCCACCAGCAGCUAGAGCGAUUUGGACCGAGAAAGCGACGAUUUCCCCAUUAAUUUGAGCGAGGAUGAAAGAUUUGUGGAUGAGGAAAGUGAAUGUGAAGGUCUAGAAAAAAAAAGGCCAGGCCGUGGGAGUGAUUCAGAUGUUAUUAGACACAUUUACUAGGAUAAUUCUGGAAAAUCCCAUAUCGUGUUACUAGUGUUGUAGUGAGAUUAUACUGUCGUACCUGAAAGUCGGAUGGGUGUGGGGACUGCCAGUGUCUCUGAGGGAAGCCACGUUUCUCGACGAGGCGAAACGAAGGCAGCUUUUUUUCCCACCCGAUGGAAGCAUCCCACGUUCGGGGGCGGCCGGUCGGAGGAGGCAAGACAGUCCGCAGCUGCCUCUUUGACAGGCGCACGAGGAACGACCCAAGCUCUGCUCAUGUCUACGGUAUGGGCCGACUUAUUACCACAGUUUUCUCACCGAAACCUGCCGGUUGACAUGUGGUAGGGAACCAUGUUGACCGCUCUUCCAUAGUAAAGCUUCCCCUUCGGGAAUGUAAACAAGGAAACACCGGCUGUGUUUGUGUGGCUAAAGGCAGCCGCAACCACCGCUUCCCACCUACAGCUUUCUUCUUUGACGUCUCUAUUAUUCAUUGAACAAAUUGCAAAAGAUUCAGCAACACAGAUGUCCAGAAUACUGUGUAAUUAUGCGAUUAAAGCAGACGACUUAUAGCCGGGAUCAGGCUCAAACAAAAUGUCCGCUACAAUCCGUGACGUCACGCGCACGCAUCAUCAUACCGCGACGUUUUCAACAUACUUCGCGCAAAAUUUAAAAUUGCAAUUUAGUAAACUAAAGCGGCCGUAUUGGCAUGUGUUGCAAUGUUAAUAUUUCAUCAUUGAUAUAUAAACUAUCAGACUGUGUGGUCGCUAGUAGUGGCUUUCAGUAGGCCUUUAAUGAGCGCAGUGACAUCAUCUUGAGCACACAUUACAUCAUCUUGAGCACACAUUACAUCAUCUUAAUGAGCACAGUGACAUCGUUUGUCAGUCAGUAUUUUAACACCAAAUUGUUGUUAAAAGUGUCUUGUGCAAUAAACCGUCUCUUGAAUCAGAUUUGACUAAAGGCACUGUGUGUGUAAGGCAGUCCUUCUCAAAUAUGGGAGGGGGCACGAUAUGAUACCGGGGGGGUGCGUGCGACUUCAAGGAACAUAUUUUUGCCAUAGCAGAAUAUGAUGAAGCGCAUUUAGCACCUGUUACUGUAACCGUGCUGGGUUUCCUUCAUUGUUAAUUAACUGUAAUGCAGAGGUGUACUUAUUACAACUGUAUACACAAAUGAUACUAUUUACAGUCACAGUAGAGAAUAACGGGGCGUAACAAAAUAUUUGAGAAGUACUGGUGUAAGGUGUGUUUAUUAUAGGGUCGCGCAAUACAGACGAUGUAAAUGAUAUCAAUUUGGCCGACAGUAGAUUGCAGAGGUGUGCUUAUAACGACAAAUGAUACCAUUUUUAGUCACGGUGGAGAAUAGGGGGGCGUAACAAAAAUAUU
This is a messenger RNA of Nerophis ophidion (straightnose pipefish), 5099 nucleotides long. It is a transcript of the gene fkrp, whose product is annotated as fukutin related protein. Lineage: Eukaryota; Metazoa; Chordata; Actinopteri; Syngnathiformes; Syngnathidae. The transcript is spliced from 2 exons. The record is from RefSeq and is a predicted model, not a curated record. Gene Ontology annotation, biological process: protein O-linked glycosylation via mannose. The coding region runs from base 349 to 1923 and encodes 524 amino acids. Gene Ontology annotation, cellular component: Golgi apparatus.